AUGGCGACCACAUUUGCAGCAUCAACACCUUCACCUCCCCCUACCAUCCGAACUCCACCAACGCCCAAACACGGCUGGAGUGACAACUGGGAACCCUACUCUCCUCGCAAAUCGGCGCGCAUUUCAUCCCGUCGAGCUGCCAACCGAACUCCUUCUCCCCAGCCGCCAUCCCACCGCACUCCUCCAAGGUCAACCCGCAAGUCCGUCGCACCUUCCAUCGCCGCCGCCGCCAUCAUGUCGCCGGCCUCCACCCCUCAGAAGAAGCGCCAGCCCGCUCAAGACUCAGUUCGGAGGGCGCCUGGUUUCUUGUCCGCCGCAAGCAGUUCGCACGCCGCUGCAUUGCUCGGAAGUGACAGCAUGGACCGUCCAUCCAACAGCACGUCCGUCACCCGCCGAUCCGGUAUGCUGCCUACCCCGGCCAAGACACCCAAGAAAGCGCCGUCCGAGAAGCAGACCGCCCAGAUCAAGUCAGUAGCGCGCAAUCUGUUUCCGACCGAUGACGAGGCACUGGCUUCCUCGAAGAGAAAGCGAACCCCCAAGAAGUAUUCCGGCAACUCGUUGGAGAGCUUCACUGCCACAGAAGUUGAACAGCAGAUUGAGAUUUUUACCGACUCGCAAGAACGCAUUCCCGAGCCCGACAAGAGCAUCGACAACCCGUUCUACGGCGAUAGUGCCGCCGUUGACCGUGAGCCCCCUCGCCGCCGUAGCAAACGCAAGGUCGCAGUUCCUGGCGAAGCCGCCCAGCCUGUCGAUGAGGCGCUCCAGCGUGAGGAUGGCAUGGUCUACGUCUUUCGAGGAAAGAAGAUUUUCCGCAAGUUCGCCGAGCCGGAGGACGAAGAGGACGAUGAAGAGAGCAGUUCGGGCGAAUCUCACAUUCGGAAGCCUCUCACACGCUCUUCGAUUAAGCCGCGCCUGUUGUUCCCUGUCGCGUCCAAGUCGUCAGCUAUUGGCUCCACACUCGAGGAAGAAGAGGCUGUCACAGACAUCGAAGAUCAUCACCUCGAGGAGCACGAGAAGGAGCCGGAGGAGUCUUCAGAGACCCCGGCUGGGACCCAGAACGAGUGCCCGCCAACCCCACAAGCGCCCAAGUUCGGCCUGACAGUUGCCACGCCGCCCGAUACCAGACGUACUACUCGGUCUGGCCUGAAGUCUGAAGAAGCGACCCCGAUCAAGCGUAAAGGCCGGCAGAGCCCCUUUGACGACUGGCCGCGGGUCAAGAGCCGCCAUGAGAGCUCGUCUAGCAAACGCGCGGGAGACGACCUAGCAGUUCCUACCACCAAGCGGGCUCGUAAUUGA
Molecule: messenger RNA, 1296 nt
Organism: Colletotrichum navitas
Lineage: Eukaryota; Fungi; Ascomycota; Sordariomycetes; Glomerellales; Glomerellaceae
Exons: 2
Coding region: 1-1296 (431 amino acids)
Source: RefSeq, a predicted model, not a curated record